Messenger RNA from Eucalyptus grandis, 1257 nucleotides. Its product is annotated as mitogen-activated protein kinase kinase 9. Gene Ontology annotation, molecular function: protein serine/threonine kinase activity; ATP binding. Gene Ontology annotation, biological process: protein phosphorylation. The record is from RefSeq and is a predicted model, not a curated record. Gene Ontology annotation, cellular component: cytoplasm. Lineage: Eukaryota; Viridiplantae; Streptophyta; Magnoliopsida; Myrtales; Myrtaceae. Bases 156 to 1112 code for a protein of 318 amino acids. The transcript has 2 exons.
CUCCUCCCUUCUCCUCCGCCGUCGUCUUCUUCUUCUUCUUCUUCUUCCAAUCCUUCUCGUCUCAGCCGUCACCCCCCUCUCUCGCUCACUUAUAUACUCCACCUUUUCUCCACCAGAGAGAGUCCAAACACUCUCUCCCUCUCUCCCACGAUCACAUGGCCCUCGUCCGCCACCGCCGGCAACUCAACCUCCGCCUAUCCUUGCCGGAGCCCUCCGACCUCCUCCCACCCUUCCCCGCCCCCUCCGCCUCCUCCUCCUCUGCUGCCCCCGCACCCCCCACCAUCUCCCCCUCUGACCUCGAGACCAUCCACGUCCUCGGCCACGGCAACGGCGGCACCAUCUACAAGGUCCGGCACAGGCGCACCUCCGCUGUCUACGCCCUCAAGGUCAUCCGCUCCAGCUCCGAUGCCUCCGCCCGCCGCGGUGCCCGACGCGAGGUCGAGGUCCUGCGCCGCACCGCCGACUCCCCCAACGUGGUCCACUGCCACGGCUCCUUCGAGGAGCCGUGCGGGGACGUCGCCAUCCUCCUCGAGUACAUGGACCUGGGGAACCUGGGGUCGGUGCUCCGGAACUACGGCCCGCUCAGUGAGUCGGACCUCGCCGACAUCGCUCGCCAGGUCCUGAACGGUCUCGACCAACUCCACUCGCGCAAGAUCAUACACCGAGACAUCAAGCCAUCGAAUCUGCUCGUGAACUCGAAGAUGGAGGUCAAGAUCGCCGACUUCGGCGUGAGCAAAAUCAUGUGCAGGACUCUCGAAGCGUGCGACUCGUACGUCGGCACGUGCGCCUACAUGAGUCCGGAGCGGUUCGACCCGGAUUCCAACGGAGGCAGUUAUAACGGUUACGCGGGGGACGUGUGGGGGUUGGGGCUGACCCUGCUGGAGCUGUACCUGGGCUACUUUCCGUUCCUGGAUCCGGGACAGCGGCCCGAUUGGGCCAGCCUCGUGUGCGCCAUCUGCUUCGGCGAGAUACCGAGCCUGCCGGAGCGGGCAAGCGGCGAGUUCCGGAGCUUCGUCGAGUGCUGCUUGCAGAAGGAGUCCGGCAAGAGGUGGACGGUGUCGCAGCUUCUGACCCACCCGUUUGUGUGCAAGGAUCCGACAUCCGGGGCCUGAAGUGAAGGUCGACCCGAAUGAAGUGUCCAACAUCAUUCGGACCUUUUUUUUUUUUUUUAGAGAUUUUGAUCUUGUACAUAAUGGGCGAAUUGUAGGAAUUACAUUUUUUUGCUCUAAAUUUGAUUAAUCAAGGUUCAUGACAAUG